GUCAGAGGCAGGGCUGAGUCAGCCCGCAGGAAUUAGGAAGUGUGUGUUUACGCCUGAUUCAACGCUACAUACGACAGCUAGCAGGAACAGAAAUGUCAGCAUCUGCUACACAGUCAGAGCUGAGGCUGGUGGUGCUGGGCCGGAGUGGGGCAGGGAAGAAAACUGCAAUAUGCAAAAUCCUCGGCCUGCAAGACUACCAGCAGGACACAGAUGAUGAUGCUGUCCAGGAGUGCAGCAAACACAGAGGGGAAGUCGCGGGCAGACAGGUGGUGAUAGUCUCUAGUCCAGCCUGGUACGGUUCAGGUUGCAACUCAGAGGAAAGAAGAAAGUACAUUUCCUCCUUCAUCGCCUCAUCCAGCCCUGGGCCACACGCCUUUCUGCUCUGUGUCCCAGCAAACCAGCCGGCUGAUGAAGAGGCCAAGGCACUGGAUGUCCUGAAGAAGCUCUUUGGUUCCUCUGCUGUAAGCAGAAAUGCCAUCAUACUCUUCACCCACACAGAUGUGCUGGAUGAGGACGAGCAGCUGGAAGAAUACCUCAUCACAUGGCGAAAGGACCUAAUGGAGCUGGUGGAGAGAUGCGGAGAGCGCUACCACACCCUGGAAGCCCGCAGUGGAGAACAAGAUGGAAAGACAGCGGUGGAGGAGCUGCUGGAGAAAGUCGAGCAGGCAGUUAUGAAGACUGGGGGUUUACACUUUAGCUGCCCUCUGUACCAGGAGAGUGAGGAAAGGGUGAGAGAGAGGCAGGCAGAGAUAGUGAGACAGAGGAGAAGAGAGGAGCUGAAUGACCAGGUGUCUCCCUCAGACUCCCAACUGGAGAAUGAGGAAGAAUUGGAAGAGGUCCGGGAAGAAGCAGAGAGGAGCAUAGGUGACCUGAAUGUGGAUGUAGAUAGCAUUUUUCCCUCUACUGAUGUUUCACCUUCCUCCUCUGCUCCGUCUUUCCUCGGGGGCUUGUGGGAAAAGCUGACAGGGUGGAUUAGGUGGCUGUCCUCUCUGGUGAGAAGGGAGUCGCUGCUGGGGUCACUGGUCGGCCUGUUCGUGGGAGGGACGUAUGGAGGUAUGGUUGGGGCCACUGUGGGGUCUGUGGCUACAGAAGUGGGGCGAAGAAAAACAGAGAAAACUAAAUGAGAAGCAAUCUCAUGUUUAAGUUGCACCUUAAAGUCACUCUACUGUGUUCCACAAACCACUGUAUUACUGGGCUAUGGGCUUACCCACUAACACUUGUCAAAAUAGCAUGUUUCCCUUAUUACAAAUAAUGCUUUAUAGAUCAGUUUUAACCAGUAAAUAAGGACAAUUUAGGCUUUGCUGGAUUUGAAAAAUCCUUUGGCUGGUAUGUAUUGUUCUCAAAUGUAACUGCCACUGUCUUUUUUGCUAGCUUAGUAUUCAAUAUUGUCGGCAUGACUCAGAUCUUUGCCUCUUUCUGUACUUCAAGUACAUAAAGACGCCAUCUUGUCUGUAAACAAACCACUGAGUGGUAGCGAAAACUUGUCUUUCAUGCAAACUGUGGGAGACUGCAGCAGUUUGCUGUGACCAAAGUAAUCAGAGGUUUUCAGUGGAGCACUGGAUACACCUUAUUUCAAGUAGUGAUAGCACGCAACCUUCUGCAACCACUUGCCAAUUGAUCAGGGAAUGCACAUUUUUUCCUAAAGACCGUUAGUUAUCAGCUGGUUGUGGAGGCCUCUGUGACUGGGACCUAACAGAGCAUCCGAGAUGUCCUGAUGAAUGCAGCUUGCUAACCAAGCUUGCUAGCAGUGUUAUUUUUUUUGGUUGAGGAGUGGUUGGUUCUGUCCAACUUGCCUUUCCUUUUAGCUCUAUUUUUGAUCUCCAUCAGCUUCUGAGGAAAAUAUCAAACUUUUAAGCUGCUGUGUUCACAAGCUAGUUUCUGACUUUGCUGUGUUUGUUGUUUGGUGCUGGGCAGGCAUAGGCACAAGGUUUGUGUUUUCCCCUCCCUUCCUCUGUCAGUGAAAAAAGUCAGCGAAAACAUGAAAAUCAACAAGUUUGAAGAAGUUAAAGCUUUGCAAAGCUGACAUAGAGUGCAGAGCUAGCGCUACACUAGCUCGUCAAACUAACUGCAUCUAAACCUAUUACUGUGAAAAUUUUGAAUAUCCUUUUAACUUUCCUAUAAAAAGGAUAUCAUACAACAGCCAAAGCGAUUAUUCAUAACCUGGCAAGCAGCUCGUCCUUAUGAGUGGACUAUUACUGAUCUCUGAAGAAAUUAUUUAUCAUUAAGUAACAACUCCUGAACCUGUUUUAUGCUUUGUAGAGAGGGCACAGUGAAGGCUUGAAACACUUUUGUUAGGAGGCAAUACCAAGAAGAAUCCACAAGGUGGUGACAUUGACCUUUAUAUAGAAGUUUGAAGUUUUUUGAGGUGAACUGAAAGAUAAUCAUUUACUGCCUACCAAGCAAAUAAAAGCUGCUGUUUUAAGUACA
Pelmatolapia mariae (spotted tilapia) is the source of this 2427-nucleotide messenger RNA. RefSeq lists its product as uncharacterized. The record is from RefSeq and is a predicted model, not a curated record. NCBI's taxonomy places the organism in Eukaryota, Metazoa, Chordata, Actinopteri, Cichliformes, Cichlidae. The transcript has 3 exons. The coding region runs from base 93 to 1124 and encodes 343 amino acids. Gene Ontology annotation, molecular function: GTP binding.